Molecule: messenger RNA, 1284 nt
Organism: Solanum lycopersicum (tomato)
Lineage: Eukaryota; Viridiplantae; Streptophyta; Magnoliopsida; Solanales; Solanaceae
Source: RefSeq, a predicted model, not a curated record
UUUCCUUCUAAUGGGUUCUACUUUUUUUCAGAAUCAAACAUUGAGGAGACUGCGCGAGCACUGAAAGGAAAGGAUGAGGUGAUUGCAGACAAAGAGAACAUAAUAAAAGAAAAGUCAUUGUCAUCUGAAUUGUCCUCUCUACAGAAAAAGGGAACGCUAGAUUCUGAGGAGCAAGUUGGAAAGUCUCGUGCACAAGCUGAUCAGCUUGAAAAGCAGGUUGAGAGAUUAAAAGAGGAAGUUGAAAUGAAAAAUAAGGAGAAAAGAGACUUGGAAGCGCAUAUAGAGGAUAAUGAGAUGGUUUCUUGUUUCUUUGAUUUCCAGCUGAUUGGACUGUUCCCAAGUAGAACCAAGUAUCCACUAACUGAUCUUCUUGAAUCUGGACAAGAUGCCCAAUGCCACACUAUCAGAGGAUCCAUGAACAUUGGCUACAACUCUCCUUCCUCUAUAUUCAUGAUUAUUGUUCUGCCUUGCAUGAGAUCCAUUGUUCCUAUUAGUCUGACUAGGAUAUCCAAUCAACUUGUAACAUUUCUCCCUGAUAUGUCCUGUCCUUUUACAGUAACUACAAACCAUAUUACUUCUAUUGCUACUGUUAGCUGGUGGGAUAAUCAACUUCCACGUUGGCUUGAAGUUCAUAUGACUCACUACAAGUCUCCUCUGGAGAAGCAUUGGGAGGAGCACGGAAAACCUGCUAUGAACACAAUGAUACAGAAGGCAGUUGAGAAGAAGGCUCAAGCUGAGGUAUGGGCUGCGCCACAUGUAGAAACAGUCAAAACAAAAUGGAUGCCUGCUGUGAAGGAACAAUGGGUGGUAAUGACCACUAACCUCAAGCCACAAAUGGAAUUGGUGAGGACCAAAGGAUUUGAGAUCUAUGAGACAUCUAAAAGCGCCGUAACUCCACAUAUUGUCAAGGUUCAGGAGCUAGCAGAACCUCACUUUCAGGAACUAGCAAGCCAUACAUCGAUCAAGUUGCCACUGCUACAAAACCUCAUGUUGAAAAAGUUCGUAUUGCUGUAAAGCCAUAUAGAGAUGUGGCAGUUCAUCAUUAUGGGAAGUUCCUGGAGUCUGCAACAAUAUACCAUAAUCACGUGUGUUAAAAUAAGCGAAACGUGAUAGUUCCUGAAAUAUUCAGAUCUCGUAUAGGUUUAUUUGUGGUUGAGAUAUGCAAGUCAUAUUCCGUUUCUAAACAUUUCCUGUAAUUUCAGUUUCUCAUGUAUUCAAGUUCCGACAACCUUGUAGACCCAAAAAUAAAAUGUAAUAAAAUAAAUCCUGGAGAGUCUGAAGUUA